AUGGACCUUGUCCCUUAUUCUGAUCCUAACUCUACCACCGCCACCCCGCCGUGGUAUGACAUGUUCCGAUCCGCCUCCCUCCGAAAGCCCUCCCAAGAUCCUGCGCCGCCGCCGCCGAAUGUUGAACAAAAAGUCAACCCCUCCGGCGACUCUCAGGCGCGCCUCGCCCUCUACAUAGCCAUGGCCCACGCCGGGCUCGCCUUCGCCAUCCUCAUCCUCUUCUCUCUCUACAAACUCCUCCAACAGUACCUCAAACCCCUCCAAUGGGCCAUCCUAUGCUCCAUCCCUCUCAGACUCAUUCACCAAACCAUCGUUUCCUUUUGGUCUCACCCUCUCAAACUAGGCCUCCUCCACACCAUCCUCGCCCUUCCUCUCACCGUUUUCUCGCUCUUUGUUACCACCCUCGCAGAAAUUCGCCAAGCUUCUCUCGCAAUCAUCCUCCGGAAACCAAAACCCCAGAAUGAGGACUCAAAUAAGCUUAGUGGGUUUUCCACUUUGCUUCGUUUGCUUUUGUCUUUUGGAAUCUUUGUUGUUGCUUAUGAGAGGCUCGGUGCUGUUGGGUCCUUGUCACUUCUCGGAUUAGGAUUCGUUUUCAGUUCCAAGAAUGUGGCUUUCAGUUUCUAUCCCUUUGGUGCGUCUUUCACCAGAGGGAUAUUCAGGAGGUUGAAAACUAUCGUUGCUGUUGGGUUGAUUGUUGGCAUGAUUGUUGGGUUCUUGAGUGGGGUGAUUUUCUUCUCUUAUAAGAUUGGUGGCGAAGGGAAGGAGGCAGUGAUUUCGCUGAAAUUGCGACUGGAAGAGAACAAUUAUGCUGAGAGAAUCGGUGUGAAGAAGUGGAUGGAGGAGAAUGAUAUUGCUGGAACGGUGGAUAAGUACACUAGUCAGUUUUAUGAGACGGUUUCUGAUCAGAUUGAUGGGUUGGCAAUGCAGUACAAUAUGACUGAAUUUGUGACGGUUGUUAAGCAGUUUGUGAUAACUGUUCCUGCUAGUGUUAACACUUCCAAGCCUUCAAUGGUUUCAUUAUCGGAGACUUCACCACUCGUGGAAAGGGUCUUGAGUUUGAAGAGUAGGGUUAAGAAUAGGGAGUGGGGAGAGAUUUAUGCAGAACUUGAUACCCUUUUGCGAGAACUUAUAAUCACUAGAGAGGAUUUGGUUGAGAGGGCAAAAGGGUAUGCAGUUAAAGGAAUGGAUGUUGGUCAACGCGUUUUGGCUGGUGGUACAAGUGUGCUUGGAAGUGGUGCAAAGUUUGUGUUUUCCAUUUUGAAUUCCAUAGUCUCUGGUGCUGCGGAGGUUUUCAAUUUUGUGUCUCAGACAAUGGUGUUUUUCUGGGUUUUGUAUUACCUCAUAACAUCUGAGUCGGGUGGAGUAACAAAACAAGUGAUGCACAUGGUUCCAAUUUCCAACUCAGCUAAGGUUAGAUGCGUUGAAGUGUUGGAUAAGGCAAUUUCAGGAGUCCUUUUGGCCACUGCUGAGAUUUCAUUCUUCCAAGGAUGCCUGACUUGGCUUUUGUUUAGGUUAUACAGAAUACAUUUCUUGUAUGUGUCAACAAUCCUUGCCUUCAUUAGCCCUUUGCUUCCAAUAUUUCCGUCUUGGCUUGCAACAAUUCCGGCAGCACUACAGCUAGUUCUAGAAGGCAGAUACAUUGUGGCCAUUUUCUUGUCUGUCACUCACCUUUUCCUCAUGGACUAUGGGACAACUGAAAUUCUGGAAGAUGUGCCUGGACACAGUGCAUAUCUUACUGGAAUGAGCAUCAUGGGGGGAAUGGCUUUGUUUCCAUCAGCAGUAGAGGGGGCUAUUAUGGGGCCAUUAAUAACUACAGUCAUGAUUGCUCUGAAGGAUUUAUAUGCCGAAUUUGUUUUGGGGGAGCGUGAUGAUAAGGUAAAGCAGAAGGCAAAUUAG
Sphenostylis stenocarpa is the source of this 1896-nucleotide messenger RNA. NCBI's taxonomy places the organism in Eukaryota, Viridiplantae, Streptophyta, Magnoliopsida, Fabales, Fabaceae. The record is from the annotation of a GenBank genome assembly.